GUCAUAUGAAAGAAAGAUCCAGAGUGUGAAGGAGAAAUGGGAGCCGUCCGUCGAUGAGGUUAUCGGGAAGAUCAACGAUGCCUUCGGCUAUAACUUCGAACAGAUCAACUGUGCAGGCGAAGUUGGAAUCCACAAGGACGAGGAUUUCGAGCAGUGGUCUAUCGAGAUCAAGGUCAAGUUCCGCGAGAACGAAACCCUCCAGCAACUAAACCAACAUCGUCAAUCUGGUGGCGAGCGUGCUGUAUCUACCAUCUUUUAUCUGAUGGCUCUGCAAUCCAUGGCACAAGCACCCUUCCGUGUCGUCGACGAAAUCAAUCAGGGUAUGGACCCACGCAACGAGCGCAUGGUGCACGAACGCAUGGUGGAGAUCGCCUGCCGCGAGCACACCUCUCAAUACUUCCUCAUCACGCCCAAGCUCCUCACGGGCCUGCGAUACGACGAGCGCAUGCGCGUUCUGUGCAUCGCGUCCGGUGAGCAUAUGCCUGCCGCCGAGGACGCUAAUAAGCUAGACUUCGGCAACUUGGUCAAAAUCCAGCAAGGCCUCGUCGCUUCGGCGGCAUAGUAGGCGAGAACACCCGUUGUCAAACUGGACCUCCUUCAGUUUACAUUAUCGAGUGCUGGCUCUUGCGCCUACGAUUUACGUCUGUAUGAAGGGAAAGGCUAGAGCAUCGCUGGUAUGCUAGGAGUUAUGGAUGUGCGCAUAGAUGGUUCGUAAUUUGCUUGCUCGGGGAGUCUAAUGGAGGAAAAUCAAAAAGGAGGAAAGACAUAGACAUAUGUGCACACGGUACAUACAUGUAGGAGUAGACUAUCCGGCUUUGUAGGUAGUGGUGAAUUGAC
This is a messenger RNA of Annulohypoxylon maeteangense, 837 nucleotides long. RefSeq lists its product as uncharacterized. Lineage: Eukaryota; Fungi; Ascomycota; Sordariomycetes; Xylariales; Hypoxylaceae. The record is from RefSeq and is a predicted model, not a curated record. Gene Ontology annotation, biological process: double-strand break repair via homologous recombination. The coding region runs from base 263 to 562 and encodes 99 amino acids. The transcript is spliced from 2 exons. Gene Ontology annotation, molecular function: ATP hydrolysis activity; ATP binding. Gene Ontology annotation, cellular component: Smc5-Smc6 complex.